Messenger RNA from Cimex lectularius (bed bug), 4160 nucleotides. RefSeq names its product SH2 domain-containing adapter protein B (gene hwt). Gene Ontology annotation, molecular function: phosphotyrosine residue binding. Lineage: Eukaryota; Metazoa; Arthropoda; Insecta; Hemiptera; Cimicidae. The record is from RefSeq and is a predicted model, not a curated record. The coding region runs from base 48 to 2297 and encodes 749 amino acids. The transcript is spliced from 7 exons.
AGUUCCAGUAUCCAGUUUGUGCCCCGCUCUGGAGUUGGACAGACGACAUGGAGCGGCUCCUGAAGCGUGUCAAACCGGGCAAAAGUGAAACGUCCAAGUCGGAAUAUGCUGAGGACGAGUUGAAAAAGUUCAUCGGCCCUGGCCACCUCAUCGAAUUGAACCCUAGGUUUAUCAAAAGACGCUUCUGCUGUCGAAAAUCAAAGGACAACGAGCUGUACCGCAGCAACAGCUUCAAAUUCGAGAGAUUUGACAAAUCAGAUUCAGCCGCAGACCUAACGCAAAUAGCAAAACAGGUGUCAUUAUGUGAUGACUACAGCUUUCCUGUCGACUUUGUCAACAAAUCACGCCCACUUAGCAUCGGAUCUUCCAUAGCUUGGGACAAAUCCUCUCCUCAUUUAGAAAAUGUCGAAUUUGUAGAGUUCUACUGCGACCCUCAAGACUCCAAGGCUUAUCUUGAGCCCGGGGUAGACGUCAGCACGAAAUUAUAUACGACACCGGACAAAGAAUACAGUCAUCCGUAUAGCACAGAUUGUUUGUCUGAGGUGGAGGAAGCAGAAGUUUACGAAGAUGUAGGGGAAGAUAAAAACGGACUAGCACAGGCUAACCCUUAUUACUGUAACAAUCACACUUCUGACAGAUCUGAGGACCGGAUGUCGCCCAGGCUUGACGAAAUGUCGCGAAGACAUCAAUAUGAAACCGCUUUUGAUUCAAAAAUAAGCAAAUCCGAUGAUGAACUGGAUGUCGAUGAAGUUACCAAUAAAUCUAUCAUUGUUGCAUGUAGGAAUGAGCACAGAGAGGAGCCUUAUUACAAGCGACCCAGGUCAUUAGCCACAGUAGAGCCAGAAUCGUUGUCAAAAGAAAUCGACCGACUCCAUUUGGACGUGAGACCUUUUGUUGCUCCUACUCCCCCAUCCAGUGCACCUCUACCCUCAAAAUUUCAUUCAGGGAUCUGUAUUGGUCCAGUACACAGUUCGCCCGAUUUGUCGAUCAGGACAAAAGAUUUACGCCUCCCUAUAAAAACAACAAAGCACAGACCAAGGAGUUGUUUUGUCGAUAAAGAUGAUACACGUAGAUUUUGUGACCGUGAACAAGGCAAUUCAAAAAGCAAAAUGAGAGGACUAGAAAUUCGUGAGAUUAAGGGAAGGCCCCCAAGACGAAUUAAAUAUUCAAGCACAGAAUCAAUGGCGACGAGUAGCAGUGGAGGUAGCUUAGAAUCAAUUCGAAGCAGUACAAGUGAAGGGAAUAGAUCCACCUCAAGUUGUGAAAGCCGUCACAGUAGCACUCUCAGUUCAUAUAGCUCUGAUUCCACAGGAAGCUGUUCCGGAUUCCAUCCAACUGUAAAUUCUCUAAGCACUAGAGUUUUCCAGCAAACUAAAUUCAAUAUCCUUUCACCUAUAUCAGACAAAUCUUCUCAAGAACCCUGCUCUGAAACAUCUGAAAAUAAUAAAAACAACAAUUCUGAAAAAGCAUCUCCAGAAGAAAUAGUGGUGACUCCGAUUAGUGAAAUACAAAAGAAACGUAGAACCGCGCAAAACAGAAAUAUAAUUAAACUUGACCUAUGCUCUGAACAGGAAGCCCACCAGGGGAGCGACAGCGGUAUUUCAAUUGAAUCAAGAAUAGGUAACAUCAACCCAUCGGAUCUCAGCGACCUUCCUUUCGACAUGCCAAAGCUGAGACGGCGAAGAAUGCUUCAAGAGCAAGCCCAAGACACUUCAGGUUCAGCUACUUCUGUCGAUCUGGGAGAUUUGCCUUUUGACAUGCCCAAGCUCAGAAGGCGACUUCGACCCGCUCUUAGCAUCAAUUUAGAAGGUUCUCAGAAAUCCAACAACACCCUUCAAGAAUGCAAAAAUCCCAGCAUCAAGAGACCUUCAUUGAGCCUAGAUCUACAAGACGUGGGAGAUAAGAAACUGUCAUUUGGAUUACCCGAUCUUCCUGUAUGCAGACCACCAGAUCAAAUUGAUACCUCACUUCCUCUUGAGCAACAGGGAUGGUACCACGGUGCGAUUACUAGAUUGGAAGCUGAAAACAUUUUGAGAAUGAACAGAGAAGGAAGUUUUCUUGUUAGAAACAGUGAAAGCACUAAACAAGACUACUCUCUAUCUUUAAAGAGUGCUAGAGGUUUUAUGCACAUGAGAAUACAAAAAUGCAAGGAAACUGGGAAAUUCAUUUUAGGACAGUUUAGUAACCCUUUCAUGAGUAUACCUGAGAUGAUAAAGUUUUAUUCAAUCGACAGACUUCCAAUAAGGGGUGCAGAGCACAUGUGCCUAUCUCAUCCUAUCAUAGUUCAACUUUUGUAACAUCUUUUCAUACUUCUUCUAUCGAAAGUACUGAUAAACCUUUAGGCUAGACAGUAUCAAGGGUUAAACAUAAGUAUGAAGCCAAAGUAAAAUUGUUAAUGAAUUUGUUCCUUACCAAUUAUUAUACAUAGUUGAUGUACAACUUUUAAUGAUAUUUAUAUUUAUUAUACUGAAUUAAAUAUUUACUCUGAAAAAUUAAACACAUUAAAAUGUUUUAUAUACACUAAUUGAUUUAAAUACAUCUGAUCAUAACUUUCUAAUCUGAAUAUGACAUUAUCAAAAUGUAUGCCUAAUUUAAUACAGAACAUUUCAUAUAUUAUCAACAAAACUUUAAAGACCUGGUGCACACUAUUAAACAUUUUUACCUCCUACAAAAUCACUUUGACAAUUGUAAAUAACAAUUACAAAUUAAUUUGGAGGAAUUUAAAUUGUGCAGGAAAAAAGCAUAUCUUUUUUUAUACAAAAUAACUGUAGUAAUGAAAUGUUUUAAAAUCUCACCAUGGAAUUAUAAAAUAUUUUAUUAUUAUACUUUAAUAUUAAAAAAAACAUUAAUCUUAUAAAUGAAAGUAUUACAAUAAAGAAUAUUAUUCUAGAGUAAUAAUAGUCUUAUUGAAAUAUUUAAUACUGCGCUCUAGGUCUAAUAGAGACUGUUUAGUGAUUGUUGUACUACUCAAAAAUAUAUUUCCAUAAUUAAGUAACUAUUUUAAUAAUAUACAUGAGAUAAUAAAAAAAAUAUAUAUAAAGUGAGUUUUUAAAAUUAUCUAGGUAAAAGGAAAGGAAGAGUGUGUUAAAGUAAAAAUUAGUCUGAAAAAAAUUCUUUUCCCAGUGUUACCUCAUUGUUAGAAAGCUCAUAUGUAUAAAUCAUUAAUUAUUUAUUAAGCAAAAAAUGCCAAAGAUUUAGUUUAGUAAGUCAUGUCACAGACUGGUAUAAAUAGUGUAUAGAUCAUUGUUUUUUGACAAUAUUGCUUAAGAGGUCGCACAGUUUUGUGCAGGAAGAUAAUUUAAGAUUUCUUUCUUACUGAAAAUAUUUUGUUUUUUUAUGUUUUAACAUGAAUCCUAGUUUUUCCGUUUAUAUGAUUGUUAUAAUUCAUUUGAAAUUUAAUAUAAUAAGUUUGUGCCCCCGAUCAUUUUCUAAUCGCUUGAAAACUAAGAUAUAAAAACGUGAUUAAGAGUGGUUUUGAUCUUCCAUUUUUUAACAAAACAUACACUACUAUUAUUGUUAAAUUUCUACUGAUUUUAUGACAAAUAUAGAUAGUAAUUGUGAAUUGUUGAUAGAAAUUUUUAUAUGAUGGUGGGGUACCCUCAGAACAUUUUUGUAAACAGACUGAAAUAGGGUACAUAUUUAUUUUUUUAAAAAGCGAUAGUUAUAUAAAAUUGACAAUGACAUUGUUUUAUAAUGUAGAUUACUAACAAAACAAUAAAGUAGAAAGAGAUAAUGUUAUCAAAUCUCACAAUGCAAAGAACCAAAAAUAAUGACUAGCUAGCGAGGUAACAUCCAAUAUCUUAUAUACAUCAUUUAAAAAUGUACUUAAAAAAUAUUAAGACAUUGCAGUUGAAUUAGUUACCAAUAUAUUGUUUAUAAUACUUUAAAACAUAUAUAACCGAUAAGGAUUUGAUUUAUAAACCUCAAUUAUUUUAUUGGUUCUGGUAAAAGUAAUCAAGGAUUUGUAAGAGUAUUUUGAUAAAACGAAACUGUAACAUUCCCAUUAUAACAUAAGUUAAUAUUUAAUUAGAUAUGUACUUAGGUUGUGAUAAAAAUUGUUGUUGUAUUGUGUAAUUGUAGUUACUCUGUAACCUUAUAAACUGUCUUAUAUUGAACAGUUUUAACAAAGAAAAUAUUAAAAUUACAUUUGUAUAUUUAAA